Erythranthe guttata (spotted monkey flower) is the source of this 533-nucleotide messenger RNA. Lineage: Eukaryota; Viridiplantae; Streptophyta; Magnoliopsida; Lamiales; Phrymaceae. The record is from RefSeq and is a predicted model, not a curated record.
AUGAAAUGUUUAUUAUAUAUUUCAGAAGGCUCAGUGGAGAGAGUUUAGGUUCUUGUUCUAAGGACGAGCUCGAAAAAAUCGAACAAGAGAUCAAACUAAGUUUAGCGACCGUUAAGGCCAGGAAGAAUAAAUUAAUUCAGGAGAAGAUUAAUCAGCUGAAGCUACAGGAGAAGAAUUUGACGAAUGAAAACGCGGAACUAAUAAAAACGCGUGAGAUGGUGAAGAAUCUGAAAUUGUCUAAUCCUCCAAAAGUUGAACCAGAAGCAGCUAUGGAGGGGGAAGAAACCCCCAUGUUUCAUCUGUGAGUACUAUAUAUAUAUGUGGAGAGAGAGAGAGAGAGAGUGUUCUAUUCUUAAUAUAUAUGCAAUAUUAAUAAUAUCUCUCUCAAUAGUGAUGUAAUAAUAAUGGUGUGCCACGUCAUUACUUAAUUAUUAAGACGAAGUUGAGGAGUUGAUCUCUCAACCAGGUAUGAACUCAUCAUGUGAAGACAGAUAUUAUAUAUAUAUUUAUAUAUACUUUGUUGUUUCUGUGUA